Molecule: messenger RNA, 1306 nt
Organism: Drosophila yakuba
Lineage: Eukaryota; Metazoa; Arthropoda; Insecta; Diptera; Drosophilidae
Product: box C/D snoRNA protein 1
Exons: 4
Coding region: 223-1230 (335 amino acids)
Biological process (GO): box C/D snoRNP assembly; maturation of LSU-rRNA from tricistronic rRNA transcript (SSU-rRNA, 5.8S rRNA, LSU-rRNA); snoRNA localization
Cellular component (GO): nucleus; pre-snoRNP complex
Source: RefSeq, a predicted model, not a curated record
GCCGAAUCUACAUAGCUAUUAGCAGAACUUUAGAUUUUUGCCGUUUUAUCGUGGAAUAUGAUCUAUAGAUUUGAAUACAGUUGAAGUGACAAUUUGAAUCACUAUUAUACGACAUCUUUGUUAGAAACAAUGAACAUCUACGCAUGCAGCAGCUGCUCAGCACUUUCGAAUGUAAACAAUGCCAACACGCGGGUUCAAUUGAAAUUGAAAUGAAUAUAGACGAUGGCCGAUGGAACCAGCACUAAAACCAGCACCAUACGCCUGGGAAUGUGCGAGGUGUGCGCCGCAAAGGAAGCCCGCUACGCGUGUCCCAAAUGCGAGGUGAAAACGUGCAGCCUGCCCUGCGUCCAGAUCCACAAGAAGGAGCUCAACUGCGAUGGCCAGCGGGAUCGCACCAAGUUCGUGCCCCUGAGCGAGAUGACACCGCGGGAAUUCAUGAGUGACUACUGCUUCUUGGAGGAGUGCACACGCUACGCAGAGAAUCGGAAAACCGAUCCGAGCAAGCGAUUUACCCACGACCAAAGGAAUCUUCCGGUCACACAGCAUCGCAUGCGGACGGCGGCCAAGAGGCGCAACAUUAACCUGCGCCUGCAGCUGGCAAAUUUCAGUCGGCACAAGGAGAACACCACGUAUCUUAACUGGAAACUGGGACGAUUCUAUUGGCGUGUGGAGUGGCUGUUUGCAAACAUACCUCACGAGGCAAACCUUGCCCGCAAUGUCGCCCGCUUCGUGGACGAGCGAUGUGAUGAGGAGGUCACGCUGUCCGAUCUGGUAGCCAAGUACUUGGAUCUGGAGCAGGAGACGGCGCGGGAUCAGCGCAAAUUGCUGGCAAACCAUCAAACUGCCGGCAUUGGCCAGCUGAGUUUUUGGCUAAGAGCGGAGGGCGUGCGUCGCAGCUGUACAAGGUGUUAUCUCCUGGAGGCGACCAAAACGCUGGGCGAGAAUCUAGCCGGCAAAACCAUCGUGGAGUUUCCCACCAUUUUCGUUACGCACGAACCGAAACCACCUGGUGGAUAUGAAGCCAUCGACAGCAGUGAAGAAUUCGAGGAAGAGCAGGAGGAGCUGCCCAUAACCAAACCAGGACCAUCCUCCAAAGCAAUUGCGCAGGACUUGGAUGAUUCACAUGAUGUGUACCAUGAUCUGGCUGCCGCCUUCGCCGGUGAAGAUGUCAGUGAAACCGAAGACGACGAAGAAUUCGAGGCACUCUACAGAGAACGUGUUGAGCUGUAGAAACAAAGAAUCACCCGCUAAACACGCUCCAUUGUAAAUAAGACAAUUAGCUAUUAAAUUUUACAUAAGUUCUGUA